Acanthisitta chloris (rifleman) is the source of this 2017-nucleotide messenger RNA. Its product is annotated as ryanodine receptor 3-like. The transcript has 15 exons. The record is from RefSeq and is a predicted model, not a curated record. Gene Ontology annotation, molecular function: ryanodine-sensitive calcium-release channel activity. Gene Ontology annotation, biological process: calcium ion transmembrane transport. The annotation marks the transcript as partial. NCBI's taxonomy places the organism in Eukaryota, Metazoa, Chordata, Aves, Passeriformes, Acanthisittidae. Gene Ontology annotation, cellular component: sarcoplasmic reticulum membrane; calcium channel complex; smooth endoplasmic reticulum.
AUGUGGGAUGGCUUCUAUGACUGGAACAUUGGAAUGGAAGGCUUUAGGCCCUUCAGGAAGGACAGGCUGGGGAGACGAGGUGGAGGAGUAGCCCUCUAUGUCAAUGAGCAACUGGUGAGUGUGGAGCUCAGCCUACGGACAGAUCAGGAAUUAGUCAAGAGUUUGUGGGUCAAGAUUAAGGGCAGGGUUCAGGAAUUAGUCAAGACUUUGUGGGUCAAGAUUAAGGGCAGGGUUGGGACAGAGGAUGUUAUAGUGGGGGUCUGCUACAGACCACCUGAUCAAGAGGAGGGUGUGGAUGAAGCCCUAGAGAGACAGAUGAGAAUAGCCUCAAGCUUGCAAGUCCUGGUCUUCAUGGGGAAUUUCAAUCACCCCGAUAUCUGUUGGAAGAGCAACGUGGCAGAUGAUGAAGUAGUACUUCAGUGUGUUGCCAGUAUUCACAAAGAACAAAGGAAGUUUUGCUUGGCAGCUGAGGGACUUGGGAACCGCCUGUGCUUUUUGGAACCAACAUCAGAAGCUAAAUAUGUCCCUCCAGACCUUUGCAUCUGUAAUUUCAUCCUUGAACAGUCCCUAUCUGUCAGAGCCCUUCAAGAAAUGCUGGCCAGCACAGGGGAUAAUGCUAGUGAAGGGGCAGCACAAGGGAGUGGUCACAGAACUCUGCUGUAUGGCCAUGCUAUACUACUUCGACAUUCAUUUAGUGAAAUGUAUUUGACAUGUUUAACAUCAUCAAGAUCCCAGACGGAUAAACUUGCAUUUGAUGUGGGACUACGAGAAAAUGCAGCAGGUGAGGCGUGCUGGUGGACUAUACACCCUGCUUCUAAACAAAGAUCAGAAGGGGAGAAAGUUCGAAUAGGUGAUGAUCUUAUUCUAGUCAGUGUGUCCUCUGAAAGAUACCUGCAUCUCUCUGUGUCAAAUGGAAGUAUUCAGGUGGAUGCCUCCUUUAUGCAGACUCUAUGGAAUGUACAUCCUACAUGCUCAGGAAGCAAUAUUACAGAAGGAUAUCUUCUUGGUGGGCAUGUAGUACGUUUAUUCCAUGGCCAUGAUGAGUGCUUGACAAUUCCAGCUACAGAUCAGAAUGAUUCACAGCACAAGAAAGUACUUUAUGAAACUGGAGGAGCUGGCAUUCGAGCAAGGUCUUUGUGGAGAGUAGAACCCCUUCGAAUAAGCUGGAGUGGAAGUAACAUCAGAUGGGGACAGCCUUUCCGUCUUCGACAUAUUACAACAGGAAAGUACUUGGCUCUGAAUGAAGAUGAAGGAGUCAUAAUAUUAGACAGAGAAAAGUCAGACACAAAAUCUACUGCCUUUUGUUUUAGAGCAUCAAAGGAGCUAAAAGAAAAGCAGGAUUCUAGUCUUAAACGUGACAUUGAUGGAAUGGGGGUCCCAGAAAUAAAGUACGGUGAUUCAAUCUGCUUUGUUCAACAUGUGGCCACGGCCUUAUGGUUGACUUACAAAGCACAGGAUGCUAAAUCUGCACGUUUAGGUCCCUUGAAAAGAAAGGUAAUAUUACACCAAGAAGGUCAUAUGGAUGAUGGUCUCACGUUGCAAAGAUGUCAGCAUGAGGAAUCCCAGGCUGCUCGAAUCAUUCGCAAUACUACAAGCUUAUUCAGUCACUUUAUAAGUGGAAACAACAGAACACUAUCACACACUGCCCUGCCUGUUGAGGAGAUGGCUCAGACUCUGCAAGACCUGAUUACUUACUUUCAGCUUCCCGAAGAAGACCUGGAACAUGAAGAUAAGCAAAACAAACUUCGCUCACUCAAAAACAGACAAAAUCUAUUCAAAGAAGAGGGAAUGCUGGCAUUAGUUUUGAAUUGCAUUGAUCGCUUAAAUGACUACAACAGUGCAGCUCACUUUGCAGGAAUUGCAAGAGAAGAACAUGGGAUGGCAUGGAAAGAAAUUUUGAAUCUCCUUUACAAAUUGUUAGCUGCUCUCAUCCGUGGCAACAGAAACAAUUGUGCUCAAUUUUCCAGUAACCUUGAUUGGCUAAUCAGUAAAUUGGACAGAUUAGAAUCUUCCUCAG